UCGCCAAAACACUUUUCACACUUUUCUCUGCGUCGCCGGAGAGUUCCUGUCGACUGGUUUUGAGAAGAUGGAUAUAAUCUCACAGUUGCAAGAACAAGUGAAUUCGAUUGCUGCAAUCACUUUCAAUGCAUUUGGGACACUGCAAAGGGAUGCACCUCCGGUUCAGCUUUCACCUAACUAUCCUGAACCACCCGCUACAACUACGGCUACUGAUGAUGCUACCGCUUUUCCUGAGCAACCUAAGCAGCUCAGUGCUGAUUUAGUUAAGGCUGCUAAACAGUUUGAUGCUUUGGUUGCAGCACUUCCUUUAUCAGAAGGAGGUGAAGAAGCUCAGCUGAAACGAAUUGCAGAACUCCAGGUGGAAAACGAUACUAUAGGUCAAGAACUCCAAAAGCAAUUAGAGGCUGCAGAAAAGGAGCUAAAGCAAGUCCAGGAGCUAUUUGGAGAAGCAGCAGACAAUUGCCUGAACAUGAAGAAACCCGAAUGAAAUGCUUAACCUUGUAUGUCAAGCUGAUCCAGAAACUAUAUGUUUUAGGCUCAAAAGUAAUAGAAGUUCUGAUUUGGUUACAAGAAUGUUAGUUACUUAGUUAGCUCACAAAAAAAAAAAAAAAAACAA
This is a messenger RNA of Eutrema salsugineum, 616 nucleotides long. RefSeq names its product mediator of RNA polymerase II transcription subunit 21. The record is from RefSeq and is a predicted model, not a curated record. Gene Ontology annotation, cellular component: mediator complex. Lineage: Eukaryota; Viridiplantae; Streptophyta; Magnoliopsida; Brassicales; Brassicaceae. The transcript has 5 exons. The coding region runs from base 68 to 487 and encodes 139 amino acids. Gene Ontology annotation, molecular function: transcription coregulator activity. Gene Ontology annotation, biological process: regulation of transcription by RNA polymerase II.